This is a messenger RNA of Candidula unifasciata, 3339 nucleotides long. The record is from the annotation of a GenBank genome assembly. NCBI's taxonomy places the organism in Eukaryota, Metazoa, Mollusca, Gastropoda, Stylommatophora, Geomitridae.
AUGGUCAGGAAGGAGAAACUCUGUGAAUGGUUUAAAGCCUUGCCCGCUCACAAAAGGGUGGAUUAUUUGUGUGGUUUGUUGCAUAUGUGCCAUCCAUUAGAACUUCGUUUUACUGGAACCGUCCUAGAAGACUUGGCCAAGAAAGAUUUUCAUUACUUACGGGAGCAGGAGUUUAAAGCUAAUCAGCGAGCAGACUUGUCCAGCAAUAAUUCUAACAGUUUAAGUGAUCAGAAACUUCGGGCGAAGAUUAUCACGGCGCUGGCGUUGAUGAAUUCGACCAACUCGCCCUGUGCUGAAGUGAUAUUCGACAUUCUGCAGCAACAAUUCGACAAUAUGCUGGCGAUGUUGACUGACUCGGUUGUUGCUGCAGAUCUUAUCAUGAUUUUAACUAUGGCUGUUCAUCAUCCAGCAUUUACCUUUUAUCAGAAGAAUAGACUUGGGCAAAUUUUAGAAAGAAUGGAAGAACGUCUGCAAGAAUUAUAUGGGGUAAGGCACAAACCAGCCAACCAAAUCGAAACAAGCAGGAAUUGGAAGUCUGAUCCAUCUCUGACUGUCCCAGCUGAUCCAUCUAUGACUGUCCCAGCUGAUCCAUCUGUGACUGCCCCAGCUAAUCUUGCUGAGCCCAGUCCCACAAAGAAGGGAGGUGCCAAGUAUCGCAUACAUACAACUUGGUCAAAUGAUGAAGUCACUGAAGUCUUGUUAAAGUUUAAGCAGUUGCAGGAGUUGCAUCAUAAGAUACUCAACAGAUUCCCAGAGGAGAAGAGGACCCAUGCUUCAGUGCCCGUGUUCCCAGGUAUACAAGCCCACAACAACAUGGAGUCUCCGUCAGAGCAGAUCAACGCACUGAACACAUAUUUUAGUAAACUGGUAAAGGCCCCAGCACAUAUCCUUGACUGUGAUAUCCUGACUGGACCAUUGAGGAGUGGAACUCUAGUCUACCGGUCCAGGUCUGCCUCCAACCCAUUGAUCUCAACCACAGCCACUAUGUCAUCGUCGUCUCACACGCAGGCCGUGUUUGUUCAGACGAGCCCAUUGCGAGAGGGUGCCAGCCUGUUAGGAGAAGAUCGCAAGUAUGAGUUUGCACCCUACCACCAACCCAUAAUGAUGUCCUACCCCAGUGUGAUCCCUCACUCCCACUACUCGUCUGGAGCGUCACAGAACUCAUCAGCUGCCAACUCCCCUAUCAACUCCGGCACCUCGUCCCCGGCACCGGUGACCGGUAACCUUGGAAGUAAGAUCAGCUACACUUUCCCAGGGAGUGUGAAGGACAACAGUGGGGCUAUGUCUGAGGCCAGCCUGCUGCACCCAGUGCCCAAUGCUGACCAAGUCUCCCAGCUGCUGAGUCUGCUCAACAUGGAGGAGUACGUAGACAAUCUCAAGGAUUACCCGUUCCAGCAGCUGAUACACAUGAGCAAGGAGGAUCUUGCCAAGGCUGGUCUGUCUCCGGAAGCUCAGGCAAAACUCAAGUGUCAGUUGGACAAGAUACGACCAGAAAUCAAUGGAAUGGUGGAUGCAACCAGGUUCCCUUCAACUGAGCCAUCAUUUUACUCACCACUUUGCUAUCAUCAUCCGCCAUACACCCUGAUAGCCCCCCACUACCCGCAGCAUUUCAUCCAUCCAUUCACGGCCCAGGCAGGACAUAUUGCCCUGCUUCCCUCUCCUCAGCCACAUCUAGCAACAAACGAGAGCUCUCCAGCUAACUCGGACACGUCCAGCCCACCCGCCAGUCCGCAGCAGCCGCUGGCUGGACUGGUGCUAGAUCACCCGCUGGUGGGGGUUGGGUCGUCCUACCUGCUGUCACCACUGGCUUCUGCCACAGACGGGUCCGAGGUUAAGUCCAUGGGCAGGAGCACCAACUCAUACCAGCUGGUGGACAGUUCAGGUUCAGAGGAGGAGAAGAAGGCUACAGGCAACAACGAGUCAGGAGCUUUCAGAGGUAAAGGUCAUGCUAGACCUCAACAGUCGCGGUCACUGCCACUGAUAAAUCAAGGCCAGCUGCCUGUGACAACCAUGGAGGCAGCCCGGUUGACGGGGAUGCCCAUCUCCAUGUCAGCCCCUCACAGCCACCCAGCCAUAGCCAACCCUGAAACCAGGACUGCCAUGACGCCUCCUCUGCAGGCGGUCACAGCUCCACAUGUGGCUGCCAACUCUACCGCUACUCUUGUCAAUGGAUAUAUAUCUGACCCGCCUCCUGUUCUACCUCACGCAGCAUCCGGUGUUGUUCCCAGAGGACUCUUGAACUCUAGAACCUACAAAACUGCCCAGCCGGCUCACACUAGUCUGGGGGUGCACAAGAGUGUCAUGAACAUGCCGGCUCCUGAUCUGUCGCACCCGCUGUCGAACCUGGGCAAGAACUCGGCCAGCACUAACAGCUUGCCCCUCCUCCACAGCAAUCUGGGCCCACAGACUUACAGCAUGGGGCCUCCCCUGACUUCUGUGCCCCCCACACACCUCAUGGGGCCUGCCCUGACUUCUGUGCCCCCCACACACCUCCUGGGACUGAGCCCGGUCAACUUUUCUCCCAACAAUAUUCAGCUUGGUCAUCAAGCAUCACCGACCCAAGCACUGCUGCCUGAUGGCAACGGGGGAGCAUUUCCAUUAUUAAUGUAUCCACGGGGCAUUCUGACUACAGUUGCCAAUGCCACGCCCAUCAUGGCAACCACGCAGACCCACCACACUGGACCGCCAAUGAGUCAUUCCCCAUCUCCUGCUGCCACAGCCAUAGGUACUGAUCAGUUACCAGCAGCUCCUUACAUGGCAGACCCACUUGAUCCAAGCAGAUCUGAUAGUUCUAGCCACACUCCUCCGGUGCAGACCCCAGUCCAUCUUGGUGCUGUCCAGCCUCUAGCAAACACUGGUGGCACCAACUCAGGAACUCCUAGUCCACCCUUGGUUCCUCCCGCUUCUAAACCAGUAGGACCUGAAAACCAGCCAGGAGUGCGACCACAAGUCAUUGGGAUCAUCAGUGGAUUCAUGCCUCAAGUCCUCUACCCUCAACAGGGCCACCAACCUCCGCCGCAGUUCCCCAAUGGGAUCACAUCAGACUAUGGGAGUUGGCUGCGCUUUCCCGCCCAGAUUAAUUCCAACCAUUUCCCGUUUGUAUAUGGCAGUGUAAUUCCCCAUCAGAACCUGAGUGGCAGCUUCCACACAACCCCCAACUCUGGUGGGCAAGCAGCUUUAACAAACCAAAGUCAUGCAGCUGCAGCAGCCAGCACCAAGGGAAGGUGCUACAACUGUGGCCUGGCUGGCCACAAGUCGUCCGAAUGUCACGAGAACCGCAUGGAGAAUAUGACAAAUUCCUUUCACCUCUCAUACAAACCCAGUGACCCACCAGCAUGA